Molecule: messenger RNA, 2759 nt
Organism: Ceratitis capitata (Mediterranean fruit fly)
Lineage: Eukaryota; Metazoa; Arthropoda; Insecta; Diptera; Tephritidae
Gene: Nulp1
Product: transcription factor 25
Exons: 9
Coding region: 294-2522 (742 amino acids)
Cellular component (GO): RQC complex
Source: RefSeq, a predicted model, not a curated record
UAUUUUUCCGCUUAUUUUCAUUAGAAUUUUUUUUAAAGAAAAUGAAGUGAAGAGGUCAUAUCACGUUUACAGAGGAUAUUGAUUUUCUCUCUACAUUAGAAACAAUCAAAACACAAAAAUUUGCUCCGCAAUAAUUUGCUAAAGUUUCUUGAUAAAUUAAAAGAAAAAAUAAUAUCUUUAUAAACUGCGUAAGUUUAACACUACGUGGUGUAGGUCGAACUAAAUUAGAAAACGUCAUCGUGUUGAUGAAAAAGAUAGGUGUCUAGAAUUUUUCACAUUAGGCUAAGAUAAAGAUGUCUUCUCGUGCAUUGAAGAAAUUGCAAGGAGGCAUAGAAAAGGAUUUAUUGCUUGAUGAAAAGGAUGCUCAUGAUGAUGAUCAGCUAAGUGACGAAGAUGAUGAACUGGAAACAACACGGAGUAAACAUCUAAAUCCCUUUGAUUUGUUGAAUCAACAAAGUCUCUCCGAGAGCGAAGUUAAGGAAGAUGAUAACGAAACCGAACAUGCAUCGACAGCCGCAAAUUUGCCAAGUGGCGCCGUUGGUGGAGGUGCAGCCAAACAAAAGAAAAAGAAGAAACGCAAGAAGAAGACAAAGUAUACCGGCAACCACAUUAGCAGUGAGGAUAAUGAGCUCACAGACAAAUAUCUCAGUGAUAUUGAUUCACUUAUUGGAAAAGUGCAUGAUGCCACAAAUCAAAAUCAGAAAAUACAUCCUCCACGCAUAGAAAUCGAUAAAUCUUUGCUGACUGUCGAACUGAAGCAUCUAAAUCCACAAAAUGAGAUGAGACGCACCUUUGGGAAACGUGUCGUUAAAAUUGAAAAUAAACGAGGACGUCAAAAGUUGACCUUGAAAUCUACAUAUAUGGUCACAGCCAAAGAAUCUUGGCCGCCAAUCACGAAGAACAUCAUAACAAUGAAACCGGUGCAGUUGCCAGAACAAUUAGCUGGUAGCAGCAGCAGCAGCAGCAAUAACAUUAAUUCAACAGAAAAGAUUCAAUGGUUUGCUUUCGAACAUAGUCAAUAUUAUCAGGGUGUGCAAAAUCUGUUUCUGCAAGCAGUGGAACGCACUGAUUCCGACUACUUUAUUAGUUUGAUAAGACGUUGUCCGUAUCAUGUUGACUCGUUAAUACAACUGAGUGAAUUGUGUAAAAUGACAGAGAACUUCAGCUUGGCUGCUGAACUCAUUGAACGUGCUGUUCUAGUGCUGGAAUCUUCAUUGCACCCAAGUUUCAGUUUGACUUCGGGCAAUUGUCGCCUGGAUUAUCGUCGCCAAGAGAAUCGAUCUUUCUUUAUUACAUUAUUCAAGCAUGCUCAAUACUUGGAGGCACGCGCAUGCUGUCGCACUGCAUUUGAGCUUGCCAAAUUGAUAUUGAAUCUUAAUCCGGAAGUGGAUCCAUUGGCUAUAGUAUUGAUAAUUGAUUAUUAUGCACUGCGUAGCAAGCAGCAUGCUUGGCUUAUAAAAUUCUAUGAAGAAUAUGAUGUUGUACGCAAUCUAUCACAGUUGCCAAACAUGGCAUAUUCAUAUGCCCUGGCCUUAUUUUGCCAAACAGGAGAUUGUGAGAAGGCCGAUAAAGCAUUGCAAUAUGCAUUACUAAUGUUCCCGAGCGUUUUGCGUCCACUUUUGGAUGAGUUAUCUAUACAAACAGAUACACGUGUACAAGUUUCGUCUUACUUUAACCCUUCUAUAUCUGGCAGUCAAUCCCCGUCUCUGCACCAGCUUGUUUCAUUGUAUAUUUGCCGCGCUAAAGUUGUGUGGCGUCAGAAUAACAUGCUACCGUGGUUGGAGCGUAAUGUCAACACAGUUUUGGACAUUAUAGAGCGGAAGGAUGAAGUAAUAAAUGACUAUUAUCAGAAACGUGUUGUGCGUUAUGUGUCACCGCCGCGGCCAAUAUUACGGCAUGUAAUCCUCUCCGAUUACAAGGAAAAAGUGCCACUAGCACCAUUUCUUAGCAAAGAAAAGGAUCCGAUUAUGAUGUAUGAUCCAUUGCCACCACUAGACUCGGUCAAUUGUUAUGAGCGAAAAUCAUCCUCCAGCAGUCCCACAACUGGUCCAAAUCGUUCUGUGCUUAUGUUUUUUGAAUCAUUGAUGCCUUCAUUCAAUUUGAACAAUCGGGGCGGCGAGCAACAGCAACCGCAACCUUUGGAAGCUGCGCUACCAGGUGAAAAUGUUGCUCCAGUUCGAGGAAAUGAUGCGCUAGCUCCAGCUCGCGGCCAAGCUGCUGUGGCACGGGCUAACGCAGCACCAGCAGUACAAGCCAAUUUAGCUCAUGAAGACGAUGAAGUGGCGCAAGUUGAUCGCCAUCUACAAGCAUUAAAUGCUAAUUUGGAGCAAGGUGAUAUCGAAGUUGCUGCUGGAGGCACAGAAGGCGGUGCUUCUUAUCGUGAACUCACACAAUCCCUAACAAAUAUUGUCGAUGCAAUGCGUGAUUUUCUACAGAAUUUUCGCAUUGUGGAGCCCAUGCAAGCGGCUGAUGCCGAAGAGAAUGGCAGCUCGGAAGAAGAUACGAGCGAUUACUUCGAUUGAGUUGUUAUUCCUAAACGUAAGAAGUUUAAAUAGCUUUUUCCCAACAAAAACAAUUUUCUAUUAUGGUUUAAAAUUUUUAACAUGCAUACUAUAUACUAUCAACUGUUCUAAAAAAUGAAGCACAGAAAAAUAUUUUUGAACUCUGAACAAAAACCCGUCGAAUGGAAAAGCCUUUUGGAACUUGCUUUACAUAUAGCGAAAGAAAUUUGAAUUAAAAUUUGUUGAAAAAAAAAAAAA